Messenger RNA from Phoenix dactylifera (date palm), 1184 nucleotides. RefSeq names its product NAC domain-containing protein 2-like. Gene Ontology annotation, biological process: regulation of DNA-templated transcription. Gene Ontology annotation, molecular function: DNA binding. The record is from RefSeq and is a predicted model, not a curated record. NCBI's taxonomy places the organism in Eukaryota, Viridiplantae, Streptophyta, Magnoliopsida, Arecales, Arecaceae.
AGAGAGAGAGAGAUGAAUUUUGAGCUUCCCCCCGGUUUUAGGUUCCAUCCAACGGAUGAGGAGCUCAUCAUCUACUACCUUCAUAACCAUGCGAUGUCGAGGCCGUGCCCGGCCUCGAUCAUUCCAGAGGUUAACAUAUGCAAGUUCGACCCGUGGGAAUUACCAGGGAAGUCAUACUUACGCGAGGGGGAAUGGUAUUUCUUCAGUCCGCGUGACCGUAAAUACCCGAAUGGCGGACGGCCUAACCGCGCCACCGCAUCGGGGUUUUGGAAGGCCACAGGCACGGAUAAGGCCAUCCAUAGCAACUCCAAGCACGUAGGGGUGAAGAAGGCCCUCGUGUUCUAUCGAGGCAGGCCACCUAAAGGGUCCAAGACUGAGUGGAUCAUGCAUGAGUACCGGCUGGGCCAACCAAGUAAUGGAGUUUUCAAGCCUACGAGAGUUGAUGAAUGGGUGCUAUGUAGGAUCCAUCAAAAGAAGCAGUCAAUGAGGAUUAGAGAUGAUGGGCAGGAAGAUUGUUUUGUCGAGGAGACACCGCAUAUGAAAAUAAUAAGUAAUUUGGAGGAGAACAUGCCAAAAUUUCCGAGAUCAUUCUCUCUGGCUCGUCUCAUAGAGCCAGAUUGCAGCCUAGAUGCUCAACUGUUUGAUGAGUUGCCAAAUGGCCCGAUCAACGGGCUUUUCGACACCCGUUGGUAUGAUUGGACUGCUGACACGGUUAAAUUUCAAUCGGCCGAUGCGGCGAAACCUGUAGGAAGUCAAGAGUCUUCUGCUCAAGAACACAGUCUCUGUCGGUCCAAUCUUCCAGCAUUAAGAUAUUAAUGGAAGCAAAACAGAGGAGGGGAGUCAAGCCAGCUUGAGCUUGACCAUGAGCUUCUUCCACUGGUCAAAAGCUUGUACAACUUGUCCUCUGCGGGGGGAAAAAGAAAAGCUUGUACAAUUUGUCCACUAUGAGAAGCUUGCAUGUGCUCUAAUUGAGGUGAAGUUAACACACCCUGCUAUAGGAGGGAUGGUAUCAAGAAUAGAUUAUAUUCUAUCCACAGUUUGUGUGAACAUGCGUGUAAAUUUAUUGGGGCAAAAAGGAAUCAGCCAAGACUUGUACUCGGGUUAAUUGUUUGAAGAUAUGAAUACCUUUAAAUAUCUAUGUGAAUGUAUUGGAAUCUAUGAGCAUGCUUUUUCUUGUUUUUUUU